UUUUUGUUUUACACCCCCUCUGUCGUGGCUAAUGGACACUUGGGGUAUAAAAGCCGAACAAGUGCUUAAGAGAAUUAGUUUCAAAACAAUGGUGGACGUGAAAAAACAACUCGUUCUUUUCUUUUGCACUCUCCAUGUUUCGUGGGCCUCAUCCAACUCUCCUGGGAUCCAAUGCUUCGUCCCUGGGGAAUGCCUGGACUCGCAGAUCUUGGACGCCCGUCCCACUAACACUUCCCGAGAGUGUCUAACCCAAUGCCAAUCCUUGACCGGAUGUGAAUGGUUCACUUGGUACACAGACUCGACGGUAUGCACUUCCCUCUCCGGAUGCCUGAGUUUAACCCAGGAUAAGUGCGGAUCCAAUUGCAUCAGUGGUGAGCAAGAGUGCCCGGAGAUUCAGUGUGAAGUCCACGGGCGAUGCUAUGGAGCAUUGGAAGGCAUCAGGAAGGUGGGGAAUGUUGAUGAAUGCAGUUCUAUUUGUGGUCGGCGAGCGGAAUGCACGUGGUUCAGCUACAGCAAUCAAAGCAGCUCUUGCACAAUGACCAAUGAUUGCCCGGUUUUGGAUCGAUCCUGUUCGGAUUGUCAAGCCUCAGAGAAAGCAUGUGCCCAAGGGAUUGAAGCAAAACCCGAGGAACUUCCGAUGUCCCAAUAUGUUUAUACCGAUGGUCACAUUGUGUAUUCUAUCAACUCAAGCGAUGAAAAGAUUAUGUGGUUGACAGCUAUACCAGAGGUGCCAAACUCUUUCAAAAUUCAGGUUGUGUCCAAAUGCCAUGAGGACUUGUUUGUUCUUCUUCGCUACGAUUUUAAAGGAGAGUUGGAUAAAGAUAAAAUAUGGGCAUUGAAUUUGGAUAAAGCCACUCUCAAAUGGAACGACGUGGCCUUUCCCUCCCCCGAUCUGCAACUGACACUGCCAUGCGAGUUUUCUCGGUUGAAAGAUGGAAGGAUUUGGGUUUAUUGUCCAAAACUGCCUCAAACAAUUCUCUUCGAUGGCAUACAUAUUGUUCCGUCCAUUGAACCCUUAUGGGUAAAAAGUGGCCAUGGCUUGGAACAUUUCGGAAUAGGAAGAGUUCAUGAAAACGAGUUUAUUGUUGUUGGGGGCCUACCCUACGACUUGGAAAAGGGAAUCUCCAGCCAAUCCAUUUCAAACCGUGUCUAUCUCAUCGACUUCAACAAAAAUGAGUCUGGAGCAUUACCAAAUAUAGACGCAUCUCUUCUUACUCCGUUGAUUUGGCCCAUGAUCUUGGAUAACGAACUGAAAGUUUUUAUCACCGGCGGAUAUAAAAGCAAGAAUGACUUGGAAAAAGAAACGAACAUCAAUAGACUAUUGUUUGUUUUGGAUUGGAAAUCAAAGACGUUCUCGAGCAUUACGAGGAGCUCAGACAAGUAUUUGAAACUGUCCACGCUCCCGGUCAAAUAUGUUUUCAUGAGUGGAGAUGAGCCUUAUAUUUGUUAUUCCACGGAGACCGAUGCCUUCAUGUACAAUCUGCAAGACAUCAUAAACGUAAAAGACCCUAAGAGACGAAGACAUUUCAAAAUCAAUCAAAUGGAAUUAGUGAAACGUCCUCAAGUGGCAGAUGUUUCGGAUUGGUUUGACAAGGAAGAUGAGAAUGCUUGAAAUAUGAACUAUAAAUGGUUCCCGUUCCGCAUGACUCAGCCCGGCACAUAUUUGCAGAUGAAUUGAAUAUUGUUUUUAUCAUUGGCAAAAUGCAUAAAAACUGACAUGAAAAAUUUCCAAAAUUUAAACGCUGAUAAUGAGAAACGAAGUGCGAAAAAAUCAUGCUUACAAGCAAAUAUGAUCAGAUGUCUUUCAUUUCUAUGUGGUAAACUGUAGAAUCGUUAUUUUGUCAAUCUAUCCGAAAAUCUUG
Molecule: messenger RNA, 1862 nt
Organism: Tigriopus californicus
Lineage: Eukaryota; Metazoa; Arthropoda; Copepoda; Harpacticoida; Harpacticidae
Exons: 5
Coding region: 32-1612 (526 amino acids)
Source: RefSeq, a predicted model, not a curated record